Molecule: messenger RNA, 812 nt
Organism: Puntigrus tetrazona (Sumatra barb)
Lineage: Eukaryota; Metazoa; Chordata; Actinopteri; Cypriniformes; Cyprinidae
Product: granzyme A-like
Exons: 5
Coding region: 18-782 (254 amino acids)
Biological process (GO): proteolysis
Molecular function (GO): serine-type endopeptidase activity
Source: RefSeq, a predicted model, not a curated record
GCUCACUGAUUGUCUUCAUGAUGACCAUCAUCUCUCUGCUCCUGCUGGCCUCUCUGCUUCCACACCUGACCUUCACCGCUCGUGUGAAGGUGGGGAUAGUGAACGGCACAGAAGCAAAACCCCACUCCAGACCUUACAUGGUUUCUCUUCAGAAGGACAAGACGCAUAUCUGUGGUGGAUUCCUCAUCUCUGAUGAGUUUGUCUUGACGGCUGCGCACUGCUGGAACGGAAAUGAGAUUCUGACAGUUGUGGUUGGCGCUCAUGACUUGAAGAAAAGUGCGAGUUCUGAUCACAUCGCAGUGAAGAACUACAUCCCACACGAGAACUCUGAUCAGAAUGACAUUAUGCUUUUAGAGCUACAGGAAAAACUCAACCUGAACAACUACGUUAAAUCGAUACCAUUAACAAAGGAUGGAGAAGACGUAGAGGCAGAUACUAUCUGUAGCGUUGCCGGCUGGGGACAGCAGAAUAACGGCCAAAAAAGCAAUCGUCUAAUGGAGGCAGGCGUGUACAUAUUGGAUAACACAGAAUGUGAAAAAAAAUGGAGACCGGUCUACUCAGUCUCAAAGAUGCUGUGCACACGCGGCCAUGGUGGAUCCUGCCUUUACGACUCAGGAGGUCCUUUGGUUUGUGGAGACACUGCAGUUGGCAUCACAGCUUUUGGAUACAGAGAGAAGUGCAAUUCACCUCUAUAUCCUAAUGUCUAUACGAAGAUUUCACCCCAUCUUCAAUGGAUCAAUAGCAAUAUAAAGCAAGUUAAGUUCUUGAAAUCUUCUGUGUAAGCUCUUUCAAUAAAUGUAUCAUCUGGAAAU